Molecule: messenger RNA, 2115 nt
Organism: Papaver somniferum (opium poppy)
Lineage: Eukaryota; Viridiplantae; Streptophyta; Magnoliopsida; Ranunculales; Papaveraceae
Product: kinetochore protein NDC80 homolog
Exons: 4
Coding region: 128-1933 (601 amino acids)
Biological process (GO): attachment of mitotic spindle microtubules to kinetochore
Cellular component (GO): Ndc80 complex
Source: RefSeq, a predicted model, not a curated record
UGCUUCUCCGAAAUUUGAAAAACAUUCCCAAUUUUUCUCCGCUCCUUCGUUUUACCAUAAACCCUAGAACCCCAAAAUCCUUCCUCACAAAAUCCCUGAACCCCAAAUCUCAUCCAAAUACAGAGAGAUGAUGAGAGGAACAGGAAGAGGAGGAAGAGGCGGAGGAGGAAGAAGACCAAAAAUCGAACCAGCACCACCGCCACCACAACAACAACACAGACCAUCAAUUAUCAGCUACAACACCAACCCUAGAGAUUCCGAUGCAAGUUUCUCAAGCAUCAACAACGGAAAUCACCGCCGCACUGGUUCCUCCACCGGUGGUCGCAACUAUGAUUUACCGAUUAAUGAUAAACGAUUUCAAAAUCAAGCCCUAAAGCGCAUAAAUGCUUAUCUCUUAUCUCAUUCAACUUCAAUUUAUCUCAAACCACCACUUCCUUCGGCUAAAGAUAUCACUGAUUGUAUUCGAUUCCUCUUCCUUCGUCUCAGUUAUACUGAUUCGGCUUCGGAUUUGACAGUCAAAAUCGAUGAAGAUCUUCCAAUUUUAUUGGAUUUUAUGAGUUGUCCUUUUAAGAUUACUAAAUCGGCUUUGAAAGCACCAGGUACUCCUCAUUCUUGGCCUAAUUUAUGUGCUGUGAUUCAUUGGUUGGUUGAAAUUUGUGUUUAUAGUGAUCAUGUUAAUUCGUCGAAUUCGACUUCGACAUCCACUGGUAUGAGAUGUAAUAAAUUGCUUGAUUAUGCGUUGAGAAGUUAUGAGCAUUUUAUUGCUGGUGAUGAUGAUUUGGUUGAUCAAUUGGAUAAUGAGUUUAGAGAGAAAUUGGAGUUGGAGAGAGGAUCUGUUGAGAAUACGGUGAAAGAAUUGCAGGAUGAGAUUGUUUCUCUUGAGAGGAAAAUUGAGGGGUUGAGGUCGAAGCCGUCGGCUAGAGACGCUCUUGAGAAGGAGAAAGCAAUGUUGGAAGAUGAUGUUAAGAAAUUUAAUGUGAUUAUUAAUGGGCUUAGUAGUGGAAUUGAAACGUUGGAGAAUGGAAUUAAGGAAAAAGAGAAGGAAUUGGAGGCCAAGUAUGUAGAACAUCGGAGAAUUUGUGAGGAGAAUGAGGAGUUGAAGAAGACUAUUGAUGCACAGACGGUGAAUAUGAGAGAUGCAGAUAGGAUGAAGAGGGAGUUACACGCUGUUGAGAGAGAUAUUGCAGAGGCUGAGGAGGCUAAAAAUAUGUGGGAAGAGAAGUCGUGGGAUCUUGACUCAAAGAUUAGUUACACGUUCAAGGAGCUUGUGAAUCUCUCUAUCGAAUGCAAUCAGGCUAUCAGGAGGUUAAAGCUUGAAAAUGAAUUCCAGUAUGUGCUAAAUCCCAAAGGAUCCACUCCUGCGGAUGUCAUGGGGAUUGACUACAAAACUCUCAAAGUUGCACUCACUGCUUUAACGGACGACAUUAAAAAGAACUCUGUUGCAAAGUUGGAGGAGCAGAUUUCCCUGCAACAACAGUGGACUGAAAAUUCUAUGAAACUUGAGGCUAAAAGAAUUCUCCUUGCAGAGCUUCAGUCCAAGAUCGACGCGCUGGAAUCCCAGCUAAGCAUGAUGAAGAAGGAAACAGAAGAGUUCACGAUGAAGUGUAAUAUGGAAGGUAAAAGAAUGAUAGAAGAUUUUGAAAGAGAGACACAUAAUGUCGAGAUUAUGGAAAAAGAAGCUGAAGAAUAUGUGAAGCUCUCGAACUUGAAGUUAGAAGAAACUAUUAAACAACAAGAAGAAGAAAUCCAGGCAUGUGCUCGUGAAUUGCUGGCGCUUGUCGAUUCUGUUUCAAAGUACAAAGAGUCUAUGGAGUCGAUAAUUUCAGAAAUGAAGACAGGUCUUUCUGAAACUGCUGAAGCUGUAGAAACUUCUUUCAGAGGUUCAUUACCAGCUAAUUUUGAUACCUUCAGUGACCUAGUCAACCUACAAUGACAAGGAUAUUGGGGCGUUCUGUAGCUUUAGGCACUAAUUAUUAGUUGAAUAGUCAAGUCUGUAUGGGUUAACAUGCUUUUGUACAAGUUUUCUUUAUGUUUUGGACCUCUGGACAUGUCAACUUCUUUCCAUCAAGCAGAUGUCAUUCCUGUUGCAUUACAUGAUUGACUUCCCUCUUUUUA